This is a messenger RNA of Closterium sp. Yama58-4, 1947 nucleotides long. The record is from the annotation of a GenBank genome assembly. NCBI's taxonomy places the organism in Eukaryota, Viridiplantae, Streptophyta, Zygnematophyceae, Desmidiales, Closteriaceae.
AUGGAUCUGCGGCAGAAGAUCCUCUCGACGGUGCACGCCACGGUGCACGACCACCGCCAUCGCCCCCACAACAAUGGCGAUCCUCCCGGGACGAGCUUUUCAGAAGUAGAAGACAUACAGGUGACGGCGACUGUGCCGGCAGACAGUGACAAUGACGGGGGAAAUGCCGACGGUCUUCCGCAAACCGCGCAGCAGGGUGCGCAGCAGGGCGGUCAGAAGGGCAAGUGGACGGAGCAAGAAGUCUUGAGCGUGCUGCGCGAGGCCUCCGCGGGCAGCAGCGCGUCCGCGCCAGCCGCCGCGCCGCACAGCGCCAGCUUCGGCGCAGCAGCAGCGGCCUUCCGCGAGGCCGGCGCAGGGGCGGCAGGGGCGGCAGGGGCGGCCGGCGCGGGCGGCAGCAGCAAGCCAGGAGGCCACCCGGGCGGGGCGGCAGCGGGCAGCUCCGGCGAUGAUGGCCCGACGCGCGUGCAGCGGUUUCUGAUGCGGCUGGCGGUGGCGCUACACGCGUACGGCAGUUCCGCCGCCCGCACUGAGUUCUUGAUCGAGCGGGCCGGGCGGCGGCUGGGCGUGGACGUGAGCGUGGCUGUGCUGCCAGAUCUGAUUCUGCUCGCCUUCAACCGCGUGGUUGGGGACGAUACUGCUGGGCAGCGCACACACAUGCUCUCAGUGUCGCCCGAUAUGGACCUUGAUAAGCUAGGCCGCGUGGACGAGCUAGCGCGCUGUGUGGGGUUGGGGGAGGCGCACAACCUCAUGGCCGCCUACUGGCAGCUGAGAGCCAUCGCCAACGCACCACCCACCUUCUCCCCGCCCAUGCACCUCCUUGCCAUGGCUCUCAUGUCAGCCAGUGCUGCUGUGCUCUUCUUUGGCGGCAACAUAUGGGACGGGCUGGUAGCGGGCAUCCUGGGUUUCCUCGGAGGCGCCAUGGAGUUUUGGGCCAUCUCCAACUCGCAGGCAGUGACGUCUAUCCUCGAGUUCCUGGUGUCGGUGCUAGCAGCCUUCACGGCCCAUCUGCUCUCAUCCACGCUGCUCAGCGGGCGCAUCUGCAUCUUCGCCACUCUCUUCGGCGCCCUCGUGUGGUUCCUCCCAGGAGUGACACUCACCUUCGGGGUGAACGAGCUGGUAGCGCGAACGCAAGUGACGGGCACGGCAAGGGUGGCAGCGGCCAUAUUCACAUCGCUGCAGAUCGGAUUCGGCAUCUCCGUGGGCAUGGGCCUCUGCUUCUGGGCCGCCUCGCCCACUGCCCUCUCCGACUGCCCGCCCUCCAACCUUCCUCUCUGGACCAACAUCUUCUGGUUCGCCAUGUACGUGGUGGCGAGCAACAUAAGGUGCAACGCGCGGCUGGACCAGUGGGAUGGAAUGACGCUCGUGGCACUCGUGGGCUACGUGGUAUCAGAGCUGGCCUAUCGCACCAUUGGCAACGACACUGCCUCUGUGGUUGCUGCAUUCGCCGUCAGCACGUCAGGCACGCUCUUCUCACACUACGCCCAGGAGUUCCCCCUCGCAAUGAAGAUAUCGGGAAUCCAGCUGCUCGUGCCGGGCGGCAUAGGCGUGCGCGGCGUGGCGGCCAUCCUCAACCAGGACGUGAUGUCGGGCAUCGGGUUUGUCUUUGAGAUGCUCACCGUUGGACUUGCCAUUACCAUCGGGCUCAUUCUCGCGAACCUUGUUCUGCCCGAGUCCAUGUUUGCGCACGGCAGCCGCCCGCAUCAUAAUAAGAGGAGGCUUGCCGCGGAUUUACGGGCAGAUUCGAUGGCACAGAGUGGGAUGGGAGGCCGGGGGGAUGGGAAUAGAGCGAGAGAUGUCGCUGAUGGGGCUGGGGGCGGUGGGGUUAGGGGAGUGUUGGCAGGAGUGCUGGGUUUCGCUGGGUUGCGGAACCGGGGAAAUGGGGAGGACAGAUUAGCUUCCGCAUUUCUUCCCCAGGUGAAAGAAGAGGAGGAUGCAGUAGCAUUCUAG